AUGGAGGAAGAGGCGGACUUCCUUUUAAUUCAAGAACCUUUUCUUUAUGCAGGGCAAGCAGCAGAAUUUCCUCUCCAAUGGACCGUCAUCCAGGAUUCAGGAAGUGAGGGAACAAGAGCGGCAGUAGUUUGUUGCCACAGCAGAUGGUUGCCAGUUGUGCUAGCAAAGUCAAGAGACAUGGUCACAAUUGCAGUCGAGGCUAUGGGACUGAGUGUCCUGGUCACGAAUGUUUACAUUCCACCUACAGUAGACGUUUCUCCCACAUUAGAUGCCUUGCAGAAUAUCCUUACGUCCUACCCGCAUGCACACCAUGUAUUGGCAGGAGAUUUUAACUCUCAUGCGGAGGACUUCGGAUAUCCGACCACAGACCCAAGAGGUAGAGAAGUUGUGGACUUCAUUGCAUGCAACGGACUCAUUCUUCAUAACGUGCCGGACAGUCUGCCGACCUUCGAGACCCAAAUGGGAAAAGGAUGGCCCGACAUCACUCUGUCAACAGCGCGUCUGGCUCAGAAAAUACAGCACUGGACCGUAAGUGACACUCCCUCAAACUCGGACCAUCGCUAUAUAACGUUCCAGAUAGGUCAGCCACAUGCGCAGUUUAUGAACAAGCGUUAUAGAACCAAUGGCAGAAAAUUAAAACAACUUGUAAGCAGGCUAGGACCAGUACUAGAGCAGGUGGACGAGGCACUUAUGAAAUGUCAGAACAUAAAGGAUGCUGACGACUUAACCACCAGUAUGAUACGAGAUAUUCAAUCUAUCUGUGAUGCCACCCUAGGCCUGAAAUCACCAAAAGUUUUAAGAGUGGCAAACUGGUGGACGAAAGAGCUCCGUGCACAGCGCAGUCGCACCAGGGCACUUAGGCGUAAGAUGAAGAGCGAAAGAGACCCAGACAGGAGGCAAGCCCUUAGUGUUCUUUAUAAUAAAGAGCAAGCUCAGUACAAAAGGGCAAUUGCACAGCCGCAAAACUUGCCAGCUGGAGGGAGUUCUGUACUAAGAAUGUAG
Messenger RNA from Stegodyphus dumicola, 1002 nucleotides. RefSeq lists its product as uncharacterized. NCBI's taxonomy places the organism in Eukaryota, Metazoa, Arthropoda, Arachnida, Araneae, Eresidae. The record is from RefSeq and is a predicted model, not a curated record.